This is a messenger RNA of Angiostrongylus costaricensis, 1101 nucleotides long. NCBI's taxonomy places the organism in Eukaryota, Metazoa, Nematoda, Chromadorea, Rhabditida, Metastrongylidae. The record is from the annotation of a GenBank genome assembly.
AUGGAUUUCAACAAGCUUCAACUUGAAUGGGUUCAGUCAAACCAAAUUUUGAGUUUUUCAACUCUUCUUCUACUCGUUAUUUCAGUCUCGUCCACUUAUUCGACAGUCGGUUUACUCCAUUUAAUUGGUCCAGAUCUUCGUCAAUCGCUUACCGGACUUCUCAUACCAUCUGAAGCGAUCGUAUUGGAACUUAUAGUCGGUAAAGGUUAUUUCGGAAAUGUCUAUCGUGGUCUCAUGCGGGAUUCCACUGGACGUACACAACCAGUUGCCGUUAAGACUCUUAAAGGUGAUCGAUCACGAGAUAUUGCCCAUAUCGAGAAGUUUCUUCGAGAAGGUAUCAUAAUGAAGCAUUUCGACCACCCACAUGUGCUCUCCCUUAAAGGAAUUGCUUUUUCACCAUCUGGUACACCAUGGGUGGUACUACCGUUCAUGGACGGCGGUGACCUCAAAACCUAUAUCGGUGAUCCGAAUAGGGGUCUCUGUGUUUUGGAAUUGCUUGACUUCGCCUAUCAGGUCUCACAAGGAAUGGCCUACUUGGCUGCACAGCACUUUGUUCACCGGGAUCUUGCGGCAAGAAACUGCAUGAUCUCUGCUAAUCGGGUCGUUAAAGUUGCCGAUUUUGGCCUUGCUGUUGAUUUACUUGACAAGGAGUCGUACAUUGACGAAUCCGAAACUGGACCUGCUCGACUUCCUUUGAAAUGGCUUGCGCCGGAAAGUCUACGGGAUCGUCGAGUUUUUAGUGUUGCAACUGAUGUUUGGUCGUUCGGUGUGUUGAUGUGGGAGUUGAUGACACGUGCCGCUUCACCAUAUGGAGAUGUCUCGAAUGCUAAGGUGCGAUUGUAUUUGGAAAGCGGCUUACGUCUUCCACAACCGAUACGCUGCCCGGAUGUCGUCUACGACCUGAUGCAAUGCUGUUGGCGAUCACUUCCUGACGACCGGCCAGACUUUGUCUUUCUUGUGCAUCGAAUCAGAGCUCUACUACAAGAAAAUACACCCGAUCCAUAUUCACGAAGGCUACGAGUUGGAGCUGAGGUGUUUCUUUACCCAGUGCUGCCUGGUCGACAUUUCACCAAUUACUUCGCUAGUCAACUACAUCGAUGA